AUGGAGGAGGAAAGUCAAGAGCUUUUGUUGACCCAGUUCAGAAAAUCGGUCGAGAAAUUAUCUUCUUCCACUGAGGGACAUGAGAAACCGACAUUGAUGAGGUUCUUGGUGGCAAGAUCAAUGGACCCAGACAAGGCAGCAAAGAUGUUUGUAGACUGGCAAAAGUGGAGAGCCUCCUUUGUUCCUCCAUCUGGAUUCAUACCAGACUCAGAAGUGAAAAAUGAAUUGGAAUUCAAAAAGAUCUGUCUUCAGGGUCCAACCAAAUCCGGACACCCUUUGGUGCUUGUCAUAACCUCUAAGCAUUUUGCUUCUAAGGAUCAAGCUAACUUCAAGAAGUUCGUCGUUUAUGUGCUAGACAAAACAAUCAAAAGUGGCAUUAAAGGCAAAGAAGCAGGAGAUGAGAAGUUAGUAGGUGUUAUCGAUCUUGCAAACAUUACAUACAAGAACCUCGAUGCUCGUGGAUUGAUCACCAGCUUUCAGUUCUUACAAUCUUACUACCCGGAACGCCUUGCAAAAUGCUACAUCUUGCAUAUGCCCGGAUUCUUUGUAACCGUUUGGAAAUUCGUUUGCCGCUUCCUAGAGAAAGCAACUCAGGAAAAGAUUGUAAUAGUAACAAAUGCAGAAGAACAGAGAAAAUUCGAGGAGGAUAUCGGAUUAGAGGCUUUGCCGGAAGAAUACGGUGGCCGAGCUAAGCUCACAUUAAUCCAAGAUGUGGUUCUUCCUCAGGCUGCUCCAGAAAUGUUAACGAACAACAAUCAUCUUUAA
Messenger RNA from Arabis nemorensis, 765 nucleotides. Lineage: Eukaryota; Viridiplantae; Streptophyta; Magnoliopsida; Brassicales; Brassicaceae. The record is from the annotation of a GenBank genome assembly.